UGCUCGUCUGCGGCAUAAUAAAAGCUCAACUGCUCUCAAGAUGUGUCACGCUCGUCUUUCAUUAGCAAUCGCUCCAUUGGCCUCGUUCCACUCCAACGGCUUUUAGCCACACCAUGCUUCAUACUAUAGUAAUGUUAAUAAAUAUUUAAAUUAACUCAUCCAUGAAUAUGAUUUCUGCCUGAGUCCCGUUGGAUUCUUUUCCACCUGCUGUAGACGUAAAGACAACACCUCCCAUAAUUCUGUGAAGUCAAGGCGUCAUCAAGCUACACCUUUGUUUUGAAUAAAUGACCUCUAGUGGUGAAAAUUACAUAUUGUACCUUUAAAAAUCACAAUGGUGUCUAGUUAAAAAAAAUCUACAAAUGUUGAAUCUUGAUUUUUUUCUCAGAUCAUUUUUUUUUUUCUUUUUAAAAUGUUUUGCUUUAAAAGUGUGAUUAUCCUACUUAACAUUUUUUAGGUUUUGGGGCAUUUUUUUUUUUAGCUGGUCAGGCACAUAUAUCACCUCACCUCUCAGCAUAACCAACUAAACACCGUCUUAUUUUCUGUAUGAGAGAACAGCUCUGGCUAGUUUAAGAGUUUUUUUUUUUUUUUUCCAAGAAAGGAGCUUGCUUUGUUAUUAUGUUAUCUAAUAUUGCAUUAGCAAUGUUGUAUUAGAUUGAAGUAAUUAAAGAUUUGCUGCAACACAAUAACUGGACUUUGAUAAGGUUGUGACUGGAACUUAAACAAAUUACUUAAAGUACAGUUAAACUCAUCAGGAGUCCAAUUUGUAGCAAUACAUUAAAACCCCUCCCCUUUCGGUGGGGCACCAUCAUCAAACCACACCUUCUCAGGGUCAAUGGUGCAAUUUCCAUCACCUUCAUAACAGCCAGCACACUGAAACCCUUCUCAUUGUCCCGUGAAAGGAGGUACAAUCUAGAUUCACCUCAGGACAUAUCAGUGACACUAUGCCAGGGGACACGUACCUGAGGCUGCUCUAUGUAGUAGCCUAUUUAUGUGUUCUAAACACUGAGGCUCAUUCAAGAAGUUUCUCACUCACUCUUCCUGACUGGAGGUCAAAUGCAGAUUAUUUCGCAAAGUGUGAUGUUGGCAGUGAUUUGCCAGGAUCCUGUGAUUGGACCUCUGAGGGACCCAUCAGCGUUCAGACGGCAACAGAGGAAACCGCUCUCCAUCCUGUGAGUCCAUCUGGUGUGUUUCGUCUCAAGAGUGGAUUUCUUGAGAUCUCAGAAGACUCCUGUCUGGAGUUCUGGUACCAUAAACCCACCCAGAAGAGUUCUGAACUCAAAGUUUUGCUAAUGGUUGACAUUCUGCAGACACCGAUUUGGACCUCAGAGACUUCUAACAGUGGAGACUGGAGACAAGUUUACAUCCCUCUAACAAAGCAAUCCGACAACAUCCAGGUUAUUUUUGAGCUAUCACAAGGCCUGCAUGAGGAUGAGGAAACUGCCUUUGACAGAAUAGGAAUCCGGAAGGGACAAUGCGGGCCACAAUGUGAGCAAAGAGGCACAUUUUGGACUCAUGAAAGCACUCGUUGCACCUGCACUGAUGAGCAACUCAUCUGUUCUCACAUCUCUCGGUCCAGCGACACCUUUGGCACCUGCCAUGUGGCCUCUGACCCACAUUACACUACUUUUGAUGGGGUCAGCUUCCAAUUUGAGAGUCCUUGUACAUACGUUUUGUCAAAGGUCUGCGAUGAGUCAGGGUUGCUUCCAGAGUUUGCAGUGGAGGUGCAGAAUGAGAGAAAAGGGGACUCUCACGUCUCCUCCAUUCAGCAGGUGAACGUCAACAUACAUGGUCUGAGAGUGUCCAUGCUGAGGACAGAGAGGAGCAGAGUCAUGGUUAAUGGAAUCUGGACGGAUAUCCCUCUACUCCUGAAGGAAAACAGAGUUACGGUUAAUGCCCAGGGACAUGCUUUGGUCCUUCAGACAGAUUUCAAACUGUCUGUCUUCUACAUGGGAUCCGGUGCUGUUCAGGUGAUCGUCCCCAGCCAUUACUCCAACAGAAUCUGUGGCAUGUGCGGCAACUUUAACAAGGAGACAGAAGACGACUUCAAGAUCCCAGACGGGUCAUUUGUGCAGGACGCUAAUGUUGUAGGGCAGAGCGUGUGCGAGGAGCCCACCCUGCCUAGGGUCUGUACAGAUGCAGAGGAGCAGCAGUACGCCAGCGAGGUUUACUGCGGUCUGCUGACAUCCAGACAGGGCCUAUUCUCAGCAUGCUCAUCUGUUCUCAAUGCAGAUAGUUUUUUCCAAAGCUGCAUGUUCGAUAUGUGUACAACUCAUGGAGAUCCUGCUGCACUCUGCGAUACUAUUGAGGCCUUCAGUGCCAUCUGCGACAAAGUUGGGAUCUCUGUUGCGGUCUGGAGGAACUCAACAUUCUGUCCUGUAUCAUGUGGCCCUCACAGCCACUAUAACGCCUGUGCCAGCGGCUGUCCCGAGACCUGCUCCAGCCUGGACACCACAGGGCCUUGUGGGAUAUGCGAGGAGCGCUGCGAGUGUGACGAUGGCUUCAUGCUCAGCGGAGGAGUGUGUGUGCAAGCUAAAGACUGUGGAUGUUGGGCUAAUAAACAGCAUUAUUCGAUCAGAGAGAUAUUUAUGGAGGGUGAAUGUGAGCAACGGUGCCAAUGUUUGGGCCAUGGGAACAUUCACUGUUCACCUGCUUCCUGCAUGGCUGAUGAAGUGUGCAUGGUUAAGGACGGAGUAAAGGGUUGUUUUCCGUCCAGCCCGGCGACCUGCAGUGUCUAUGGUGACCCCCAUUACAUCACUUUUGAUGGCAAGGCCUACUCCUUCUGGGGUACCUGCAACUACACAAUAGCAAAGACCUGUGGGCCUACUGACACCCAGUUCACAAUAACCGCACGAAAUGAGGGACAGAACAACUCUGCAACUUCCUCUCUUAACUCUGUAGCUCUUGACAUGGAAGGCCUACACAUUGUCAUCGGGAAGAACAAGCUGGUUUAUGUAAACGGUAGUCAGGUCCCCCUCCCUGUGGAGUUUGGUUCUUCUGUGUUUGUGUCUCAAUCAGGACCUUACGCUCGAGUUGAUACAAACUUCGGUCUAAGGCUGCUGUUUGGAAACGCCAGGCUGUUCGUCCAGGUGGAUGAACGCUACAGAGGAGUGUUGUGCGGCCUAUGCGGUACCUACUCCGGAAGUCAGUUUGACGAUUUUCUGACAUCCGACGGCAACACAGUAGCGGAUUCACAUGAAUUCGCCAGCAGCUGGAAUACCAACGACAGUGAAUGGCCUUGCAGUGAUGGCUCUCCAAAACCCCCUGCGUGUGAUUCAGAUCUGGAGGAUGAUGCAUAUACAAAGUGCAGCGAACUGUUUGGAGAUGCUUUCAAAGAGUGCCACUGGUUCGUUCCACCACAGAUCUAUGUCAGCAGCUGCGUUUCUGAUUACUGUAUUUCCCAGGGGGACAAAGCGCAGCUCUGCAUCUCUUUGGAGGACUAUGUGUCUGCUUGUGAAAUAACGGAGGUGUUUCUGCCAGACUGGAGAAAUCACACCUUCUGUUUUGCCAAUCCUUCAACACCGCCAACAGAUGACCCUACACCAACCCCACCAGCUGCAAGUUGCCCAUGGAGCUGUAACUUUGAUCAGGAUGAAUGUGGGUGGGAACAACUUAUCCAAGACAGUUUUGAUUGGACCAGAUGGUCAGGGUCAACACCAUCAAACUUCACAGGACCAGCCAGUGACCACACCACAGGAAGUGGCUCUUACCUGUAUAUUGAGGGGGAUAGUGUGGUCCAUGGCGACUCAGCCCGACUAAUGAGUCCUGUCUGCAACACUUCCGGCAAGCAGUGUUUGAGUUUCUGGUUUCACAUGUACGGCCUGGCAAAUGCUAUGUUGCUUAACUUCUAUAUAUACGAGAACAACCAAGCCAUCAAAAUAUGGUCCAGAGCCAACAACCAGGGCAACAGCUGGUACCAAGGCCAGGUUGAAAUCAAACCACAACAGCCAUUCCAGAUCAUCAUAGAAGGCAUCAGAGGCUCAGAUCCACGCUCAGAUGUAGCCAUAGAUGAUGUGGCCAUAAUGUAUGGUGCAUGUGAUUAUUCAUCAGCAGAAGAUUCGGACUGGACCACUCUUGGACCCCAUCCGACUACCCCAAACUUAAUCAUACCCCAUCCAAAUUGUAAAAUGAACUGUGAUUUUGAAAAGGACAUCUGCAGUUGGACUCAGAUUGUGACUGACGUUUUUGAUUGGACAAGACACACAGGCUCCACCCCCACAUCAAUGACUGGUCCCUCCUCUGACCACACAACAGGAAGUGGUUUUUAUAUGUACAUGGAGGGUGACAGCGCAACUUAUGGUGACACAGCCCGUCUACUCAGUGCGCAAUGUGCUGACCCUCAACCUCAGUGUCUUAAGUUCUGGUACCACAUGUAUGGUUCCAGCUGGGCCAUGGGACUAAGCGUCUAUGUCCUGGAGGGCAAUGUGGCCAAGGAGGUGUGGAAGAUGACAGAAGACCAAGGAAACAUGUGGCAUCUUGCACAGGUGGACCUGAGAUCAGAUGUUAAGUUCAAGGUGAUCUUUGAGGGGCGUAGAGGAAGCUCAGCCCAGUCAGAUGUUGCCAUUGAUGACAUCUCACUGCACAGAGGAGCCUGUAGCGCAUUACCAAACCAGGUGGCUCCACCUUCAGUCCCAUUGCCACCAGCUGCAACAACGCCACAGCCUGCACCCAUCCAAACUGCAGAAAUACCAAAAACCUCAGCGUCUUGUGGCAUCAACUGUGAUUUUGAAAGGGACAUUUGUACUUGGACUCAGCUGGCAACAGAUGUUUUUGAUUGGACAAGACACAGAGGCUCCACCCCCACAUCAAUGACUGGUCCCUCCUCCGACCACACAACAGGAAAUGGUUUUUAUAUGUACAUCGAGGGUGACAGCGCAACUCAUGGCGACACAGCCCGUCUUCUCAGUGCACAAUGUGCUGACCCUCAACCUCAGUGUCUUCAGUUCUGGUACCACAUGCAUGGCUCCAGCUGGACCAUGGGAUUGAGCGUCUACCUGCUGCAAUAUGGCAAUGUGGCCAAAGAGGUGUGGAGGAAGAGAGAAGACCAAGGAAACAUGUGGCAUCUUGCACAGGUGGACCUGAGACCAGAUGUUAUGUUCCAGGUGAUCUUUGAGGGGCGUAGAGGAAGCUCAGCUCGGUCAGAUGUUGCCAUUGAUGACAUCUUACUGCACAGAGGAGCCUGUAGCGAUUUACCAAAUCAAGUGGCUCCACCUACAGUCCCAUUGCCACCAGCUGCAACAACGCCACAACCUGCACCCAUCCAAACUGCAGACAUACCAAACACCUCAGCAUCUUGUGACAUCAGCUGUGAUUUUGAAAGGGACAUUUGUACUUGGACUCAGUUGCUGACUGAUGUUUUUGAUUGGACAAGACACAGAGGCUCCACCCCCACAUCAAUGACUGGUCCCUCCUCUGACCACACAACAGGAAGUGGUUUUUAUAUGUACAUUGAGGGUGACAGUGCUGUUCAUGGUGACACGGCCCGUCUCCUCAGUGCACAAUGUGCUGACCCUCAACCUCAGUGUCUUCAGUUCUGGUACCACAUGUAUGGUUCCAGUUGGACCAUGGGAUUGAGCGUCUACCUGCUGCAAUAUGGCAAUGUGGCCAAAGAGGUGUGGAGGAUGAGAGAAGACCAAGGAAACAUGUGGCAUCUUGCACAGGUGGACCUGAGACCAGAUGUUAAGUUCCAGGUGAUCUUUGAGGGGCGUAGAGGAAGCUCAGCCCGGUCAGAUGUUGCCAUUGAUGACGUCUCACUGCACAGAGGAGCCUGUAGUGAUUUACCAAACCAAGUGGCUCCACCUUCAGUCCCAUUGCCACAAUCUGCACCCGUCCAACGCAGAGAAAUACCAAACAACUCAGCGACUUGUGGCAUCAACUGUGAUUUUGAAAGGGACAUUUGUACUUGGACUCAGUUGGCGACUGACGUUUUUGAUUGGACAAGACACAGAGGCUCCACCCCCACAUCAAUGACUGGUCCCUCCUCUGACCACACAACAGGAAAUGGUUUUUAUAUGUACAUCGAGGGUGACAGCGCAACUCAUGGCGACACAGCCCGUCUUCUCAGUGCACAAUGUGCUGACCCUCAACCUCAGUGUCUUCAGUUCUGGUACCACAUGCAUGGCUCCAGCUGGACCAUGGGAUUGAGCGUCUACCUGCUGCAAUAUGGCAAUGUGGCCAAAGAGGUGUGGAGGAAGAGAGAAGACCAAGGAAACAUGUGGCAUCUUGCACAGGUGGACCUGAGACCAGAUGUUAUGUUCCAGGUGAUCUUUGAGGGGCGUAGAGGAAGCUCAGCUCGGUCAGAUGUUGCCAUUGAUGACAUCUUACUGCACAGAGGAGCCUGUAGCGGUAUGUUUCACUCUGUGGCGGACCUUGAUUUACCAAAUCAAGUGGCUCCACCUACAGUCCCAUUGCCACCAGCUGCAACAACGCCACAACCUGCACCCAUCCAAACUGCAGAAAUACCAAACACCUCAGCAUCUUGUGACAUCAGCUGUGAUUUUGAAAGGGACAUUUGUACUUGGACUCAGUUGCUGACUGAUGUUUUUGAUUGGACAAGACACAGAGGCUCCACCUCCACAUCAAUGACUGGUCCCUCUUCUGACCACACAACAGGAAGUGGUUUUUAUAUGUACAUUGAGGGUGACAGUGCUGUUCAUGGUGACACGGCCCGUCUCCUCAGUGCACAAUGUGCUGACCCUCAACCUCAGUGUCUUCAGUUCUGGUACCACAUGUAUGGUUCCAGUUGGACCAUGGGAUUGAGCGUCUACCUGCUGCAAUAUGGCAAUGUGGCCAAAGAGGUGUGGAGGAUGAGAGAAGACCAAGGAAACAUGUGGCAUCUUGCACAGGUGGACCUGAGACCAGAUGUUAAGUUCCAGGUGAUCUUUGAGGGGCGUAGAGGAAGCUCAGCCCGGUCAGAUGUUGCCAUUGAUGACGUCUCACUGCACAGAGGAGCCUGUAGUGAUUUACCAAACCAAGUGGCUCCACCUUCAGUCCCAUUGCCACAAUCUGCACCCGUCCAACGCAGAGAAAUACCAAACAACUCAGCGACUUGUGGUAUCAACUGUGAUUUUGAAAGGGACAUUUGUACUUGGACUCAGUUGGCGACUGACGUUUUUGAUUGGACAAGACACAGAGGCUCCACCCCCACAUCAAUGACUGGUCCCUCCUCUGACCACACAACAGGAAAUGGUUUUUAUAUGUACAUCGAGGGUGACAGCGCAACUCAUGGCGACACAGCCCGUCUUCUCAGUGCACAAUGUGCUGACCCUCAACCUCAGUGUCUUCAGUUCUGGUACCACAUGCAUGGCUCCAGCUGGACCAUGGGAUUGAGCGUCUACCUGCUGCAAUAUGGCAAUGUGGCCAAAGAGGUGUGGAGGAAGAGAGAAGACCAAGGAAACAUGUGGCAUCUUGCACAGGUGGACCUGAGACCAGAUGUUAUGUUCCAGGUGAUCUUUGAGGGGCGUAGAGGAAGCUCAGCCCAGUCAGAUGUUGCCAUUGAUGACGUCUCACUGCACAGAGGAGCCUGUAGCGAUUUACAAAACCAGGUGGCUCCACCUUCAGUCCCAUUGCCACCUGCUGCAACAACACCACAACCUGCACCCAUCCAAACUGCAGAAAUACCAAACACCUCAGCAUCUUGUGGCAUCAACUGUGAUUUUGAAAGGGACAUUUGUACUUGGACUCAGCUGGCAACAGAUGUUUUUGAUUGGACAAGACACAGAGGCUCCACCCCCACAUCAAUGACUGGUCCCUCCUCCGACCACACAACAGGAAAUGGUUUUUAUAUGUACAUUGAGGGUGACAGUGCAACUCAUGGCGACACAGCCCGUCUUCUCAGUGCACAAUGUGCUGACCCUCAACCUCAGUGUCUUCAGUUCUGGUACCACAUGUAUGGUUCCAGCUGGACCAUGGGAUUGAGCGUCUAUCUGCUGCAAUAUGGCAAUGUGGCCAAAGAGGUGUGGAGGAAGAGAGAAGACCAAGGAAACAUGUGGCAUCUUGCACAGGUGGACCUGAGACCAGAUGUUAUGUUCCAGGUGAUCUUUGAGGGGCGUAGAGGAAGCUCAGCUCGGUCAGAUGUUGCUAUUGAUGACGUCUCACUGCACAGAGGAGCCUGUAGCGAUUUACCAAACCAAGUGGCUCCACCUUCAGUCCCAUUGCCACAAUCUGCACCCGUCCAACGCAGAGAAAUACCAAACAACUCAGCGACUUGUGGCAUCAACUGUGAUUUUGAAAGGGACAUUUGUACUUGGACUCAGUUGGCGACUGACGCUUUUGAUUGGACAAGACACAGAGGCUCCACCCCCACAUCAAUGACUGGUCCCUCCUCUGACCACACAACAGGAAGUGGUUUUUAUAUGUACAUCGAGGGUGACAGCGCAACUCAUGGCGACACGGCCCGUCUCCUCAGUGCACAAUGUGCUGACCCUCAACCUCAGUGUCUUCAGUUCUGGUACCACAUGUAUGGUUCCAGUUGGACCAUGGGACUGAGCGUCUACCUGCUGCAAUAUGGCAAUGUGGCCAAAGAGGUGUGGAGGAAGAGAGAAAACCAAGGAAACAUGUGGCAUCUUGCACAGGUGGACCUGAGACCAGAUGUUAUGUUCCAGGUUAUCUUUGAGGGGCGUAGAGGAAGCUCAGCCCAGUCAGAUGUUGCCAUUGAUGACGUCUCACUGCACAGAGGAGCCUGUAGCGAUUUACAAAACCAGGUGGCUCCACCUUCAGUCCCAUUGCCACCUGCUGCAACAACACCACAACCUGCACCCAUCCAAACUGCAGAAAUACCAAACACCUCAGCAUCUUGUGGCAUCAAUUGUGAUUUUGAAAGGGACAUUUGUACUUGGAGUCAGUUGGCAACAGAUGUUUUUGAUUGGACAAGACACAGAGGCUCCACCCCCACAUCAAUGACUGGUCCCUCCUCUGACCACACAACAGGAAGUGGUUUUUAUAUGUACAUCGAGGGUGACAGUGCUGUCCAUGGCGACACGGCCCGUCUCCUCAGUGCACAAUGUGCUGACCCUCAACCUCAGUGUCUUCAGUUCUGGUACCACAUGCAUGGUUCCAGCUGGACCAUGGGACUGAGCGUCUACCUAUUGCAAUAUGGCAAUGUGGCCAAAGAGGUGUGGAGGAAGAGAGAAGACCAAGGAAACAUGUGGCAUCUUGCACAGGUGGACCUGAGACCAGAUGACAAGUUCCAGGUGAUCUUUGAGGGGCGUAGAGGAAGCUCAGCCCGGUCAGAUGUCGCCAUUGAUGACGUCUCACUGCACAGAGGAGCCUGUAGCGAGAUCACUCUCUCUGACACGUAUGGAAAUUCUGACGGUGCACUCGAAAAUAACAUGAUAAUGCCAAACGGGGAGGAUGCAAAAAAUGAGAAAGAGUUUGGAGAGAGCUGGAAAGCAACAGAUGACAAAAGCACAGCAAGACGGAGGCGGUCCUUGCUGUUAAGGAAACGUUCUCAGGCUUGAGCUGAAAUUCACUUACUUUAUACGAGGCAAAUGAUCAGCUGAUAGUACCUGUCAUCUGUCAAUAUGGACCUCCUCCUCUACAUCAUAACUCAUGAAUCACUCAGUUUUAGCAAGAUAAUUUAGUAAGCUAGGUGUGUUUGUGUUGUUUACCUAGGAAGUAUCGUUUAUAUAUAACAGUCUCUAACAUAGUCCUUUGAUAAUAUGAUGUACAACAGAAUGCUUAUCAGGUUUUUAUAGAUAAGGUGUUAAGCCCUAAUUUCACAGUGAAUUUUCUCCUCAAGUUCACAAGGUCUCCUAGGUCUUCCAUUAUAUUAACUAUAAACAUGUUCCAUGUCCAUAUACUUAUUUUUAUUUUCAACAAUUUAUCUAUUAUCUUUUGAAAACUAGCAAACUUAUUUUUGUCAAAAGUGUAUGCACGUUAUCUAUGAGUCAAGCAUGUUUUUGACUUACAUUUAAUAAACAUUUCAAUUUCACUCAAUAAAACUUUGUGAAUGUCCUGUUGUUUAA
This is a messenger RNA of Ctenopharyngodon idella (grass carp), 9962 nucleotides long. RefSeq names its product MAM and LDL-receptor class A domain-containing protein 1-like. NCBI's taxonomy places the organism in Eukaryota, Metazoa, Chordata, Actinopteri, Cypriniformes, Xenocyprididae. The transcript has 53 exons. Gene Ontology annotation, cellular component: membrane. The record is from RefSeq and is a predicted model, not a curated record. Bases 942 to 9455 code for a protein of 2837 amino acids.